AUGAAGAUUCCUGAACCAGGUGUAAACUUGGGAAUGGUAUUAACCGCCCCUGCCCCUUUCCCUGUUGUGAAGGCCGCCCCUGUCCCUGUCCCCGUUGUGAAGGCCGCCCCUUCCCUUACCGUCGUUGAAGCUGCCCCUGUAGCUGUGGCCCCUGUUGCCCCGCUGGUCAAGAGUGCAGCCAUUGUGGCUCCUGCUGCCCCUGUGGCAGUCGCCCCUGUGGUCAAGAGCGCUGUCCCCGUCACUGUGGUGGCAGCGCCUCGAGCCCCUCAUUGGCCCCUGAACCCCGCCCAAGCCCUCCCUCAGCAUGACGUUAUAUCACUUCCACUUCGCUUCCGUGAUCUAGACAAGUCCCCGUUUCAUUAUCCAUCUGUGAUCUACGUUAUAGCACUUCCGGUGGCGAGAUCCGUGAAGUACUUUGUGAAUCGUUGUGAAAAUUGUGAAGAUCAGGGUAUGCUAGCGACUGCACGAAGUUCCACCUUGCAGAAGUAA
Penaeus vannamei (Pacific white shrimp) is the source of this 489-nucleotide messenger RNA. Lineage: Eukaryota; Metazoa; Arthropoda; Malacostraca; Decapoda; Penaeidae. The record is from RefSeq and is a predicted model, not a curated record.